Molecule: messenger RNA, 3651 nt
Organism: Eubalaena glacialis (North Atlantic right whale)
Lineage: Eukaryota; Metazoa; Chordata; Mammalia; Artiodactyla; Balaenidae
Gene: TMEM268
Product: transmembrane protein 268
Exons: 9
Coding region: 191-1225 (344 amino acids)
Source: RefSeq, a predicted model, not a curated record
GCGGGCAGCGGUGCCCCGAGGCUGCGGCGCUGUGGGGCGGCGGCGCCCCCCGACCUUCCGCGUCCCCGGGCUCCCCGGGCGGCGGUGAGGGCGGCGACGGCGGCGCGGACGGGCAGGCGAAGCUGAGCUGGCUGCUCCAGGAUGCACCACAGCUCUGAGAAGGGGAAGUAGAAGUCCUACUGGCUCUGCUAUGGCGUGUGAACCGCAGAUGGACCCGGGCGGGGCGGCCGGCCCCUUACCCACCUCCUCCCCUGGGUGGAGCGCCCUGCCUGGCGGGAGCCCUCCUGGCUGGGGGCAAGAGCUCCACAAUGGCCAGGUUCUCACAGUUCUCCGGAUUGACAAUACCUGUGCACCCAUCUCCUUCGAUCUGGGAGCCGCCGAAGAACAACUGCAGACCUGGGGCAUUCAGGUCCCGGCUGAGCAGUACAGGAGCCUGGCUGAGAGUGCCCUCUUGGAGCCCCAAGUGAGAAGAUACAUCAUCUACAACUCGAGGCCUAUGCGGCUGGCCUUCGCUGUGGUGUUCUAUGUGGUGGUGUGGGCCAACAUCUACUCCACCAGCCAGAUGUUCGCCCUGGGGAACCACUGGGUGGGUGUGCUGCUCGUGACCCUGGCUGCCAUGAGCCUGACCCUGACUCUUGUGCUCAUUUUCGAGAGACACCAGAGGAAGGCCAACGCCAACACGGACCUAAGGCUGGCGGCUGCCAACGGAGCCCUCCUGAGACACCGGGUGCUGUUGGGGGUGACAGACACGGUGGAAGGCUGCCAGAGUGUGAUUCAGCUCUGGUUUGUCUACUUCGACCUGGAGACCUGUGUGCAGUUUUUGUCCGACCAUGUUCGAGAAAUGAAGACGAGCCAAGAGUCCUUGCUGAGAAGCAGAUUGAGCCAGCUGUGUGUUGUCAUGGAGACUGGGGUGAGCCCCACGGUGGCCGAGGGGCCGGAGAACCUGCUGGAGGAAGCUCCUCUCCUGCCCAGCAGUCCUCGUCCCACGGAGAGGCCACUCAUGCAGACCGAGCUUCGCCAGCUUAUUCCUGAGGCUGAGCCAGAGGAAAUGGCCCAGCAGCUGCUGGCAGUGUUUGGUGGCUACUACAUCCGGCUCCUGGUGACCUCUCAGCUCCCCCAGGCAUUGGGCACACGACACACAGACUCUCCAAGGAUUCCAUGCCCCUGCCAGCUCAUAGAAGCCCACAUCCUGGGCACAGGGUGCUGCCCAUUCCUGGCCAGGUGACCUAGGGACGAAGGUACUCAUCUUCUUCCAAGGCUGAAAGUGAGAAGUCAGGGAGGCCUCAGGAGCCCAUGGUAGCCGACAGUGAGCCCUAGGUGAGGGGAGCAGCAUCUGGGGGCACUCUGAGGCUGUCCGUCAUGUCAGCACUGGGAAUACUGUUCUCACUCCAGGACCCUGCGCAAGAAUGGCUUGUCGACAUCCCACACUGACCCCUGGCCUUUGCAGAAGCCGAUGGUCCCACUCUGAGGUACUUUCUGUGCUGCUGAGAACUGUGGGCGUGGAUGAAAGGGCCACCCGCACAUCCCUUUCAUUGUCUGGAGAGCCCAGGAAAUGUGAAGAUGACCAGACCGGGCUGAACGUGUGGCCAAAGCUGGGUCUCAGGUGAUGCUCCUGUCCCCACCCCCUUCUUGUCAGAUGGAGACUCAGGACACUGCUCUUCGUGGCAUUGCCUUGGGCCCCUUAGAUGAUAAGAAGCCUCUUCCCAAUCUGAAGUGAAGAAGUAAAUUCUCAGAAUGUUCUCCAUUUUUAAGUUGUUUUUUCCCUACAUUUUCUGAAAAACGAUGGCACUUGGGCUUGUAUGCUAGCACACAGGCCUUCAGGAGUAGGAAACAAACAGCCUGUAACUGCUAAUGGGAAUAUUUGGAAGAGACUGAUCCUGUCUGAUUGGAGGGCAUAUUUUGUUCAAAGGCAUGCUUGCUCGUGGGUAUGGUUUCCUGCUGCAGACGGAGAAUGGCAGUUUGUUCCUUAACACUAACACUCCUGGAGUGAAGCGUAAUCUGUCACUUGUGGAAUUCCAUGAAGAGCUCAGAGGCUGCCAGGUGCUCUGCUUCUGAACAAGUCUGAAGACCCGUUGUUCCUUAGGCCCAAAUCCAAAAGCCCUAGCCUGGCAUUUAAAGGCUCCCCAGCACCUAAGACCUGGCCUUCAUCUGCAAUUUUGGCUUCAUCGCCCAUAAAAAUCCUUCAUAGGUUGAAACUCUUUUCCUGGACUGACAUAGCUGUUCCUUUGUAUCUGCUGGACUCCUAUGCAUGCUUUUGUAAAAAAAAAAUUUUUUUAAUUGAGGUAUAUACAAGGUUCAGGUGUACAACAUAGUGAUUCACCAUUUUUAAAUGUUAUAUUCCACUUAUAGUUAUUAUAAAAUAUUGACUGUAUUCCCUGUGUUGUACAAUACAUCUUUGUAGCUUAUUUAUUUUAUACAUGGUAGUUUGUACCUCUUAUCCCCUCCCCCUAUCUUGCCCCUCCCCCUCCUAUGCAUGCUUUAAAGCUCAGCUUUCCUUACCCCUCCUUCAGGAAGCCUUUCAACAUAGCCAGACCUGCCACUCUCUGCCUCCUUUAUUUUUUUAUUUUUAUUUAAAAAAAAUUACCUCUUAAUCCAUUAAUCCAAAUCAUCUCACUUUUUUUUUUUUUUCCACGCCACGUGGCUUGCGGGAUCAUAGUUCCCCGAUCUUGGAUUGAACCCAGGCCACCACAGUGAAAACACCGGGUCCUAACCGCUGGACCGCCAGGGAAUUCCUGACUCUGCGGCCUUUAAAUUCUUGAUGUAGUUGCUGCCUUUACUGGUGUUUUAUGUUAUUGAUUCUGUUUUCCUGUGCAUAUACCUAUUCUUCUAGCUAGACUAUAAGCUCCUCAAGGACGAAGACUGCACCUUGUACUUUUUGUGUGUGACCUGGACUUGCUAAGGAAAAAAAUCCUGUGGACUGAGUGCUUUGUCAUCUCUAUAGUAGCUUUUGCAAAUUGCUGUCUGUACUCAGUUGAAUGAUGAAGUUGUCACAGGCUGGGGUUCUGGUCCUCAACUGCCACUUUCAGUUAUGUAACUUUAGGCUGGUCCUCAGUUUACACAUCUGUAUAAUGGGUAGAUUGGAUGAUUCUUAAUGGCCCUUUCAAAGCCAAAGAUCUGGGAAUUUCCAUCUUUUUCUGUUCCAUUUUAACCCUUGGCCUUUCUCUCUGUUAUGCCUUUAUCUACAUGCAGAAAGGUUCUAUAGACCCACACAGGUGAGGUGUCCCAGAACUGAUACCCCUUUGGAUGGAACACUGCCUAGCCAGCAGGAGAGCUGUAUUCUCAUUUCAGAUCUGCUACUUCUUAGCAGUAUGACCUUGGUUAGGUUAACCUCUCUGAAUGUCAGUUCACUCUGUAAAUGAAUCUGCUGAACAUGAAAUGUAAUUAUGUGGGUGACUUACCAUGUAAGAGAUGAAUCUGACUGUUCACUUUCUCUGGGCCAGAGAAGAGAAAGCAUGUACAUAGACCAGCCCUUGGAAAUGGCUCUUUUAGGCAUUUCUCUUCAGCCAACAAAUGCUGCGGCCCGCUUUGCUCAAUGAGAAUUAUUCAUGAAGGCGAUCAUUGUCUUUCUCACCUGCCACAGCGGAAGUGUGGGCUGUGAAUGUGAUCAAUAGAAGCCCAUAUUUAUCAUCCAACCAUAAAGCCCUGGUAAAU